AUGUUGGAUCCGUCAUCCAGCGAGGAGGAAUCGGAUGGUGGGAUGGUCGAGGAGGAACACCAUCACAAGGAGGCAUCGGCACCCCAGAGCGGAGCCCGCAUCUCUCCAAGCCGGACGAGCGAGAGCUCCGGCGGGCUUGCGCCCAGCAGCAGCAGUCGCAGUAGUGCUCGCCCGACCAGCCCGAGCCCGUCUGCUGCCAGCGAACAGGAGAAGGUGGAGGAGGCGAAUUUGCAGAAGGAGGAAGAGGAGCGCAAAAAGAAGCUGCAACUAUAUGUAUUUGUGAUGCGGUGCAUCGCCUACCCUUUCAACGCAAAACAGCCCACGGAUAUGGCUAGGCGACAACAGAAGAUCACAGAGCAGCAGCUCCGGCAGACCAACGACCGCUUCAAGGCCUUCCUCAACGGAGACACCCAGAUAGUGGCUGACGAAGCUUUCAUCAACGCAGUCCAGAGUUACUAUGAGGUGUUCCUGAAGAGCGACCGCGUUGCCAAGAUGGUCCAGAGUGGGGGCUUCUCAGCCAAUGACUGCAGGGAGGUGUUCAAGAGGCACAUUGAGAAGCGUGUCCGCAGCCUGCCUGAGAUCGAUGGCCUGAGUAAGGAGACAGUGCUCAGCUCCUGGAUGGCUAAGUUCGACACCAUCUACCGCGGGGACGAGGACCCACGCAAAGCUCAGCAGCGCAUGACGGCCAGCGCCGCCUCAGAGCUCAUCCUCAGCAAAGACCAGCUCUACGAGAUGUUCCAGAACAUUCUGGGUAUCAAGAAAUUUGAGCACCAGCUGCUCUACAACGCCUGCCAGUUGGACAACCUGGACGAGCAGGCUGCUCAGAUCAGACGGGAGCUGGAUGGACGCCUGCAGAUGGCCGAUCAGAUUGCCAGGGGUGGCAAGUUCCCCAAGUUUGUGUCAAAGGAGAUGGAGCACAUGUACAUAGAGGAGCUAAAGGCAUCGGUGAACCAGCUGAUGGCCAACCUGGAGAGCAUGCCGGUGUCCAAGGGAGGAGAGUUCAAACUGCAGAAGCUGAAGAAAGGACACAACACCUCCAUCAUGGAUAUGGGCCAGGAAGACGAGAACACACUGUCUAAGUCUGACGUGGUGCUCUCCUUCACUCUGGAAGUGGUUAUCAUGGAGGUGGUGGGCCUGAAGUCUCUGGCUCCUAACAGGAUUGUGUACUGCACCAUGGAGGUUGAGGGAGGGGAGAAACUGCAGACAGACCAGGCCGAGGCCUCCAAGCCAACCUGGGGGACCCAGGGAGACUUCACCACCACACACCCCCUCCCUGCUGUCAAGGUGAAACUGUUUACAGAAAGCACUGGAGUUCUGGCCCUGGAGGACAAAGAGCUGGGCAGGGUGGUCCUCCACCCGACCCCUAACAGCCCCAAAGCCUCAGAGCUCCAUAAGAUGGCCAUCACUAAGGCCUGCCCCGACCAGAACCUUCAGAUCAAACUGGCCAUCCGCAUGGACAAACCGCAGAACAUGAAGCAUUCUGGGUAUUUGUGGGCUUUUGGGAAAAACGUCUGGAAGCGAUGGAAGAAGCGUUUCUUUGUCCUGGUGCAGGUGAGCCAGUACACCUUUGCCAUGUGCAGCUACAGAGAGAAGAAGUCUGAGCCACAGGAGCUGCUACAGCUGGAUGGUUACACUGUGGAUUACACCGACCCCCAGCCAGGUCUGGAUGGUGGGAGGACCUUCUUCAACGCAGUGAAGGAGGGCGACACUGUGAUCUUUGCUAGUGAUGACGAGCAAGACCGCAUCCUGUGGGUCCAGGCCAUGUACCGGGCCACCGGUCAGUCCCACAAGCCCGUGCCCCCCACCCAGGUCCAGAAACUCAACUCCAAGGGGGGCGCCGCCGCCCAGAUGGACGCGCCUAUCUCCCAGUUCUACGCAGACAGAGCUCAGAAACACGGCAUGGAUGAGUUUAUCUCGGCUAACCCCUGCAGCUUUGACCACGCCUCCCUGUUCGAGAUUGUCCAGAGGCUCACGUUGGACCACAGGCUCAAUGACACCUUCUGCUGCCUGGGAUGGUUCAGUCCGGGCCAGGUGUUUGUCCUGGAUGAGUACUGCUCCAGGAAUGGCGUGCGUGGGUGUCAUAGACACCUGGGUUACCUAGGCGACCUGCUGGAGAGGGCAGACAGAGGAGCCAUGAUCGACCCCACCCUGCUGCACUACAGCUUUGCUUUCUGCGCAUCCCAUGUCCACGGAAACAGGCCUGAUGGACUGGGAACAGUGAAGGUGGAUGAGAAGGAGCGCUUUGAAGAAAUCAAAGAGCGGUUGCGGGUGAUCCUGGAACACCAGAUCACUAACUUCAGAUAUUGUUUCCCGUUCGGCCGUCCAGAGGGAGCGCUGAAGGCCACACUGUCUUUGCUGGAAAGGGUGCUGAUGAAGGACAUUGUGACUCCCGUCCCACAAGAGGAAGUGAAGGGAGUCAUCCGUAAAUGUUUGGAGCAGGCUGCUCAGCUCAACUACGCUAAAAUCACAGAAUACGCUCAAAUGGAAGGGAGAAAGAGGGAAAUGUUUGAGCACUCUGUCUUCUGCUUGGCGUCACAAGUGAUGGAUUUAACCAUCCAGAACGUAGGCCGGUUAGUCACGCCCGCCAAAAAACUGGAGGACACUAUUCGCCUGGCCGAGCUAGUCAUAGAGGUCCUCCAGCAGAACCAGGAACAUCAUGCGGAGGCCUUUGCCUGGUGGUCUGACCUGAUGACGGAGCACGCUGAGACCUUCCUGGCCAUGUACGCUGUGGACAUGGACGCUGCCCUGGAGAUUCAGUCUCCUGAGAGCUGGGACAGCUUCCCUCUCUUCCAGCUCCUCAACGACUUCCUCCGCACAGACUAUCACCUGUGCAACGGGAAAUUCCACAAACACCUGCAGGACCUCUAUUCUCCCCUGGUGGUUAGAUAUGUGGACCUGAUGGAGUCCUCCAUCGCUCAGUCUAUCACCAGGGGGUGUGAGGGAGAGUCCUGGGUGCCUGUAAAGAGCUUAACAAGUAAUCUGCCCAAUGUGAAUCUCCAAAUACCAAAUGUCAACCUCCAAAUUCCCAAAGUACCAAAUCUGCCGCCAGUAGCAGGACUAUCAGUUAACCUUCCGACAAUGCCUAGCUUUUCCACCCCGUCAUGGAUGGCUGCUAUCUAUGUCCCUGACAAUGGCUCUGGGACAUCGGAGGACUUGUUUUGGAAGCUGGAGGCGCUGCAGACCUUCAUCAGGGACCUACACUGGCCCGAGGAGGAGUUUUCCAAACACCUGGAGAACCGCAUGAAGCUCAUGUCCAGCGACAUGAUCGAGAACUGCGUCAAACGCACUAAGAUGGCAUUUGAGUCCAAGCUGGCAAAGAGCAGCAGGGGAACAGACUUCCGCAUCUCGGCAGCAAUAUGCACCAUGUUCAAUGUGAUGGUGGACGCGAAGGACCAGUCCGCCAAGCUGUGUGCCAUGGAGAUGGGCCAGGAGAAACAGUACCACGCCCAAAUAGAUGAACUGAUUGAGGAGAGUGUGAAAGACAUGAUCCAACUCAUGGUGGCUAAGUUUGUGGUUAUUCUGGAGGCCCUGUUGGCGAAGAUCUCCCGAUAUGAUGAAGGCACUCUCUUCUCAUCUUUCAUGUCAUUCACGGUGAAAGCUGCGUCUAAGUAUGUGGAUGUCCCUAAGCCUGGGAUGGAUGUUGCCGAUGGUUACGUGACCUGUGUCCGCCACUCUCAGGACAUCCUGCGAGAUAAGGUCAAUGAGGAGGUGUAUAUAGAAAGGUUAUUUGAUCAAUGGUACACAGCCACCAUGAACCUACUGGGGACCUGGCUCACUGAGCGAAUGGACCAGCAGCUCCAUGUUUACCAGCUGAAGAUCCUCAUCAGGAUUGUCAAGAAAAAGUACCGUGACUUCCGUCUGCAGGGGGUGCUAGACUCCACCCUGAACAGUAAGAUGUAUGACACGGUGAGGAACAGACUGACCCUGGAGGAGGCCAACGCGUCCAUGAAGGAGGGAGGCAUGGGGGGAAUCUCCAUGAAGGACAGUGACGAAGAGGACGAAGACGACGACUAG
Salvelinus namaycush (lake trout) is the source of this 4014-nucleotide messenger RNA. RefSeq names its product calcium-dependent secretion activator 1-like. Lineage: Eukaryota; Metazoa; Chordata; Actinopteri; Salmoniformes; Salmonidae. The record is from RefSeq and is a predicted model, not a curated record. Gene Ontology annotation, biological process: dense core granule exocytosis; positive regulation of exocytosis; synaptic vesicle exocytosis. The transcript is spliced from 29 exons. Gene Ontology annotation, cellular component: glutamatergic synapse. The coding region runs from base 1 to 4014 and encodes 1337 amino acids.